CACGUAAAAUGUUUAGAAAUUUGAUGUGAAAAAAUGUGAUAAAAGUCACAGUUUUAAGACGUAAUGAUGUCACCAACUAAUCAUAUGAAAGAUUAGGGAACUGUUUGUAUUUCUUUGGCGACAAUUUUUUGCAUGUAUGGGGCAAAUUGUUCAUUCAGCUGGCAACCCUGCUGAAAUAAUAUUUCAAUUCGGUUUCAAUCUAUGUGAUGUGUCAUAUUUUAGAAUAAAGUUUCUUGAAUAAUAAUUGAAGCAUUUUUAUAUCUUAUGGAUGAACUAAUUUUUUUUAUGAAUGGUUGAUGUUUUGUCAACUGCAAUUUAAAUAAUUAGAAACAUGAAAAAGUAUAGAAAUGCCAACUGCCCUUCUGAUGGCGAUUUGUCCACACAAUCUCAUAGACGUUUCGAAGAGGCAUGUGAAAUGAUACAAAGAAAUGCAUCAAAAUUUAUUGACCAAGAAUGGGCCGAAUCAUCAUCAGAUGAAGAAGAUGAGGUUGAUGUAUCUGUUUUACAAAAAACUUGGUUAAAUUAUAAUGAUAAUGAGCACAAAAACUUGCAAAAAGUCAAGGACUAUCUUCAAGAGAUCAUAACCCAUGGAGCCAUAACUUGUUUGAUAUGUAUUGAAAGUGUUGGUAAAAAGGAAAAGAUUUGGAACUGUCAAAAUUGUUAUUGUGUACUACAUUUAAGUUGUAUCAUGAAAUGGGCUAAAGAUAGUUUAUACUCAAGCAACACAGAUGAAAAAAAGUCCUUUAAAUGGUCAUGUCCAAAAUGUAGGUUUGAUUACUUACCUUCAGACAAACCUUCUAAAUAUUUUUGUUUUUGUAAAAAAGUCGAGAAUCCUUCAUUUGAUACAUGGGGUGUACCUCACUCUUGUGGAAAAAUUUGUGAAAAAAGAUUGGUGCCAGAUUGUGGUCAUUCCUGCUCUUUGUUAUGUCAUCCAGGUCCAUGCCCACCAUGUCCUAAAACUGUUGCAAUUUCUUGUUGCUGUCUUAAAAGUAAAGCAGCUCUAAAACGGUGCAGUUAUAAAGAAUGGACUUGUGGAACGAAGUGUCAGAAAGUUUUACCUUGUAAUGUACAUUACUGUCAGGAAUUAUGUCACAAAGGUUUUUGCCCUCCAUGUAAAUUACAAAAAAUUCAAACCUGUGAAUGUGGAGCUAAAUCUCAGAGUAGACCUUGUACUGAUGUGAUUUGGAAGUGUGAUAAAGUCUGUAAUAAACCCUUGGAAUGUGGUAAUCAUUUUUGCAACCUGGUAUGUCACUCAGGACCUUGUUCUCCCUGUCCAAAUUCUGGGGAGAGGCAUUGCCCAUGUGGAAAAAAGAAAAUGAUGUUACCUUGCACUGAAAAUGUAUUACCCUGUGGUGAUACUUGUAAUAAAUUGUUACUCUGCACCAUCCAUCAAUGCAGUCAGAGAUGUCAUUUUGGUCCCUGUGAAGAGUGUAUUCAAAUGCAGUUUAAAAAAUGCAGAUGUGGACUGCGUGAAAAGUCAGUACCAUGUAGUAAAGAAUAUCUAUGUGACACCAAAUGCAAAGGACGUAGAGAUUGCGGACGGCAUAAUUGCAAUAGAAAGUGCUGUACUGGUAAUUGUCCACCUUGUGAAGUUCCUUGUGGAAAGACUCUAAAAUGUGGAAAACAUAAAUGUACCAGUUUGUGUCAUACAGGACCUUGUUAUCCUUGUAAGGAAAAAGUAACUGUUUCUUGUAAUUGUGGAUCUAGUAAAGUUGUUGUUCCUUGUGGAAGGAAAAAAUCUACAGUCCCACCACAAUGUCACUCAGAAUGCAAGUUACCUCCAGAUUGCCACCAUUCUAAACGACAUACACAUAAAUGUCAUUAUGGAAAAUGCCCUCCCUGUCGUUUACCUUGCUGUCAAGUUUUAGAGUGUGGUCAUACAUGUCCUGCUAAAUGUCAUUCUGCUGUCAUUACAAAAGUUGAUACAAAAGAGAAAAUGGAAGGGCCUUGGGAUUUACAAAAUGCUUUUAGAUUUGAAUUAGUUUCCAAACCUUGUCCAUCUUGCCUAAUACCAGUUCAAGUGAAGUGCUUAGGUGGCCAUGAAAAUACUUUUAUUCCUUGCUAUAAUGCUAAGUCAGUGUCAUGUGGAAAACUUUGUGACCGGGCUUUGACUUGUGGAAAUCAUCGUUGUAAACUUGAAUGCCAUGAUGUGAAAGAUAGGACUAACUUUGAAGAAAGUGAUAAUUGUGAGAGUUGCUCUGAAAUCUGCCAGAAGCCAAGAAAGUGCAUUCAUCCAUGUUUACUCCCUUGCCAUCCAGGUCAAUGCAAACCUUGUAACCAACGCAUAAAAAUGAAAUGCCAUUGUCAGAUGACUCAGCUUUAUGUUUUAUGUGAUGAAUGGAGUUCAAAAAAUGAAAAUGAAUGCAUCAGUAUGCUAAGUUGCUUAAACCGUUGUCCUAAGCAGAUGUCAUGUAGCCAUCGUUGCAUUUUAUCCUGUCAUGCUGGUGAAUGUGCAAGCAGAGAGAACUGUAAGAAAAAAGUCUCACUUCGAUGUCCAUGUAAACGAAUAAAGAAAGAAGUUAUUUGCUCUUCUCUCAUAAAUAAUGAAUCAAAAAUAAUUUGUGACCAAGAAUGCUUUGAAUAUCAAAAUUUAAUAAAAGAAUCAGAGAUGAAAAAAGCAAGUGAAAUUGAUGCAGAAAGAAAACGACAACAAGAAAAUGAACUCAAAGAAUUUCUAAGAAAAACAGAUGGAAAAAAGAAGAGAAGAAAGAAACAAACAGAAACUUUUAAAACUCGUAAAGAAUAUUCAUUACGUCAGCUGGGAGCAUUUGCAUUUCUUACAAUUUUUCUUGGAAUUAUAAUUUAUUACUGUGUAAACUUUUGAUUUCAAAAUUGAAAUGCUUUCUAAUUUAUUUAUAUAUAUCUAAAAGAUUUUUCAAUUUAUCAAUGAAUGAAUAUUAUAAGCCAUUUAGAAUUUAGUGAAAAGAUUUAUAAACAGUUCGUCCCAAGACUAUGUAAAUGUGUAAGAAUUUUCGAAAAUGAACUUUAACUUGGCAAUAUUAUGUAACUCAACUCUUAAUAUAUGUUUUUUAGGUCAUUGUCAAAAAUAUAUUUAUACAUGCUAAGAGUCACAAAUCAAUGUUUUGAGAAAAAUAUAUGUUGCAUGAAUCAAUAUUAGGGUUAAUCAUUCAUCAUGACGAAAUUAAAGGUAUGAAAAGUAGUUUGUUGAUUGAAACCACAAAGUAUUUUUAUUAAUUACUGGUUAGUUUAUUAAUAAUCGCGGAAGUAGUCUUUCAGUUAUAUCUCUCAUGUUAAUUUUUGUAAUUCUGCUUUAAUUGUGCUUUGAAAAUUUAGCAUUUAAUUCUGUUUGUUAGUUGAUUUUUUCUUAGUGAAAUAUUAAUUUGGAAUGCUUUAUACCCCUAUAUGUAACAUUCUCAUUUUUACUGUAUAGGUUGAAUUUUUUUCUCCUUUAAAUAUCUUUCCUCUGACUUAAUUUGUUUUAUGUUCCAAUGGAAUAUAAUUAUAAUUUAACUUAUUUGUUUUGAUUCAAUUAUAAAAUUUUCUCAUAGACAAAAAGGUAAUCUUAUAUUUAUUUCAAAACUUUGUUUUUAAGGUUUCAUCGCUGUGUGUGUUUAAAUCACUGUGGACUUUCUGCAGACCAAAUUUAAAAUGUUUCUUCAAAUAUUUUUAUUUAAAUAAGUAAUAAUAUAAGUUAUGUAUAGUUUGGUAAUAAAAUAUUUUUGUAGUAAAUUCUUUUUAAUUUAUUAACCAACCAAAAAUUUUGUAUGCAACUUAGUAGUUCUUCAUAAGUUAUAAAGUAUAUACUAUGAGAAGGGCGCGAUUUCGUGGACUAGCAGAAAAUUGUUAGUUAAAAAAUCAAAAGCUAGUUGGAGAAGUAUGCAGUAGCAAAAAUUGCUAGUCACCUCUAUAGGUCUUGUUUUUGAUUUUUAGCUCCUUUCCAAGAGGUUUUUCAAAUUCUUAUAUCUUGAAAACUGUAUUAUUACCACACAUGAGUUUUUAGUUGAUAUUAUUCACUCAAGUUGAAACUAUUCAUUCACUUUUGCUUUAUAUUUGAUUCUAUAUUACAUUAUUAGUCCACGUUAUUCAAUUAUUAAUACAUGUUGUUUUCUGAUUGUUU
Messenger RNA from Parasteatoda tepidariorum (common house spider), 4078 nucleotides. Its product is annotated as NF-X1-type zinc finger protein NFXL1. The record is from RefSeq and is a predicted model, not a curated record. Gene Ontology annotation, biological process: regulation of DNA-templated transcription. Gene Ontology annotation, cellular component: nucleus. Gene Ontology annotation, molecular function: RNA polymerase II transcription regulatory region sequence-specific DNA binding; DNA-binding transcription factor activity, RNA polymerase II-specific; zinc ion binding. Lineage: Eukaryota; Metazoa; Arthropoda; Arachnida; Araneae; Theridiidae.